Messenger RNA from Anopheles funestus (African malaria mosquito), 883 nucleotides. RefSeq lists its product as uncharacterized. The transcript is spliced from 2 exons. The record is from RefSeq and is a predicted model, not a curated record. Lineage: Eukaryota; Metazoa; Arthropoda; Insecta; Diptera; Culicidae. Bases 468 to 848 code for a protein of 126 amino acids.
CCAGACUGGGUUCAAAUCCUAUCCGAACCGCGUCCUCCCGUAGCAAGGACUAAUUAUUAUUAUUAUUAAUUAUAAACUACGUGGUUUAUUAAGUCUUGAUGCGGCCGUUCUUAAGAAGCACAAGAAAAAUCCCCAAAAUUGUAACACACUUUCACUACGUACCUCUAUCCUCCAUUGCUUUACAUACACCGUCAAUGAGCUUAAAACGGAACUCACUUUUACUUCCUUCGAUAUUUAAAAUAAAAAAAAACAAUACAAAAAAAAGUAUGAAAAAAAAAUAAAACGAAACGAACACACCCGGCUUAAUGUAAUUGAUAUAAAAACCAAGCAUUCCUCACCGGCAUGGUUCAAUCGUUGCGAAGGUGAUCAAGAAGAAAGUCAUCCCACAGUCACACACCACACCAGAACGGUUCGUGCCUGCCAUUUGUGGGGAUUUAAUUUCACCUUCGCCUUCUUAUCCGAACGCAAUGGCUCGUCGGUGUUGUUUGGUUUUGGUCGGUUUUCUACUGAUCGGUCUACAGUCAGCCAACGGAAACCUGAUCACCACCAACCAGGAUUCGAUCGUACAGUUCGGCACAUACGUUGCGACUUUACAGCAGUGCUCCUAUCAGAAGCUUUACGCUGGCAUGAUAAGCCCGCAAAGUGUAACGUUCAACAAUCCGGCAGGUAAAGCGAUCAAAUAUGUUAUCGUUGAAUCGGACCAAACAUUCGAGUUCGGUGGUAUAUCGGCCUCGAUCACGUCGGGCACGGUUGGUGACAGUAAGGCAAUCACGGUGCAGGUUACCACAUCACCACAGACCAUAAAAUUUCUGACCAACUUUACGGUUAAAAUGUUUUGUGAGAAAUAAAAUUUAUUUAAAUUAAAAUUUCCAAUAUAACCUCA